Molecule: messenger RNA, 426 nt
Organism: Phytophthora sojae
Lineage: Eukaryota; Oomycota; Peronosporomycetes; Peronosporales; Peronosporaceae
Exons: 2
Coding region: 1-426 (141 amino acids)
Source: RefSeq, a predicted model, not a curated record
AUGAUUCGCCAUCCAAAAAACAAGAACAAAGUCAAUCUGAAGGCGCUCGACCGCGGAACGAAGACCGUCGCAGCUGCGGCAGCGGCGGUGGGUGUCCACCGCUCGACGUGGUAUCGCUGGAAAGAGCAAGAUACAUUAAUCAAGACGGCUGCGGAGAACUUGCCUACCAAGUUUUACACUCAUCGCAGUACUGACAUGUACAUCCGAGACCCAAGUUUAGAGAAAAAAAAUGAGGAAAAACCGCUACCUGUGUGUAUGUCAAUGGAACGUCUGUUGCUAAUGCUGGCUCGGUACAAUCCUGAACGCGUUAAAGCGCGCUCCCGGAACGGGAACAUGUCAUUUAUCCGACGCUUUCUAAAGCGCAACCGGCUGUCGAUUCGACGAAUCACCACAAGGGUAGAAAGAAGCGUCCCAACAUGGAGGUAA